ACAGAAGGGAGGAACUGAGAAAACAUUUUGUGGGGAAGAAAAUAUGGUCGAAUGAGAUUAGAUUUACAUACUAUACUACCCACUAUUUGUUUUGAUUUCAGAAGCAGUGCGGUAAAACCUUCAUUAUUGUACUUUUACUUUAUAACUUAAUACUUAACAGAACUGUUGAUGCGGAAUGAAUGAAUAAUUGCACGAUAGGCCUACAUCGGCGGGGUUAUAUAACACCAUUUUCAAUGCAGUACUUGGAAUGCCACAAAAAGUAAGCAUUGAAGUAGUUUGAAACUUUCUGUAACAGAUUUUUUUUUUGGGGGGGUGAAUUAAAGGAGAAAGGUACUGGGCGACACGACAAUGGACCCGCUGGAUUCCCUGGAGACAGAGGAACUGCUGCAGGUUUUUCACCGUCACAAAACAGAAAUGUCCUGCUAUGAGAGUCCGACCGUCUUCAUAAACCAGCUCAGGGAUCAUAACCUGAUACCGGAAGACAGCUACAAGAAGUUAACUCGCAUGAAGAGCAAAGAUAGAAUAAAACAAGCGCUCUAUGAUCUUCUCAGCUGGUUGGAGAAAAAUCAAUCCCAGCACAUUAAAGUCUUCUGGAGUUGCGUCUUCAAGGAGACCAUCAUGAACCAGUAUCCUCAGCUUCGAUUACUUCGCAACAGCCUCCUGGACGGAUCCUUCCGUGAUUACAAACAACUGCCUGAGAAAAUGGAAAAGGAAGAGUCAGCCGAAGGGAAAAGGAAGGAAAUGUCAGAAGAUGAGGAGGAAGAGGAGACCCAAGCAAAUUCAGUAAAAAAGAAGAAGAAACGGAGAAAGAUUGUGCUUGACGAGGGGGAGGAGCCGUCUGUUUCAUCAUGUAAGCUAACCCCAAUUCAAGGAAAAUCCAAGAAAGUAGUCUUCU
Messenger RNA from Labrus bergylta (ballan wrasse), 895 nucleotides. The record is from RefSeq and is a predicted model, not a curated record. Lineage: Eukaryota; Metazoa; Chordata; Actinopteri; Labriformes; Labridae.